Molecule: messenger RNA, 2269 nt
Organism: Ceratina calcarata
Lineage: Eukaryota; Metazoa; Arthropoda; Insecta; Hymenoptera; Apidae
Product: lachesin-like
Exons: 6
Coding region: 19-942 (307 amino acids)
Cellular component (GO): neuron projection
Source: RefSeq, a predicted model, not a curated record
AUUUUUUUCCAGAUAGGCAUGUUGUCAAUCGUUGUGCCACCAGACUUUAUCCCCGAAGAAACAUCGAGCGACGUGAUGGUGCGCGAGGGUGGACAGGUGAAGUUAACGUGCCGUGCAAGAGGCGUGCCCCCGCCCCGCGUAUCGUGGCGCAGAGAAGACGGGAAGAACAUUAUAAUUCGGAAGCCAUUUGCAGGAAGCGGCCUGAACCAGAAGUCUCAUGUGACUCUGGUGGGCGAGUACGACGGCGAGGAGCUGAAUCUGACGAAGAUCUCAAGGAACGAGAUGGGAGUUUAUCUCUGUAUCGCGAGCAACGGCGUGCCACCGGGAGUCAGCAAACGCAUUUUUAUCAAUGUUCAUUUCCCGCCGGUAAUUCAUGUACCUAAUCAACUGGUAGGAGCCCCACUGGGCACCGACGUGGUCCUGGAAUGUUUUGUCGAGGCUUCGCCCAAGUCGAUUAAUUAUUGGGUCAAGGAUAACGCGAUGAUCAUAUCCAGCCAACAGCACGACGUACAGGCGAUCGUGAAAUCGCAGUUCGAGGUGCGAAUGGUGUUGACCAUUCGCAAUUUGCAAAAACACGACGUGGGAACUUAUAAAUGCGUGGCCAAGAAUUCUCUUGGUGAUGUCGAGAGCAGUAUUCGACUGUACGACAUCCCGGGUCCGGCGAAAACGCAAACGGCUGCCCGACCAUUCUUCUACGACGAGGAAGACGAACCCGUUUAUGGCUCGGCAGAGAUAGAGAAAAUGGAUAACAAGGCUCUGUCCGUGGACAACGCGAUCAACGGACACGUGGGAUAUCCAUCGGUCGCGACUCCAGUUCCGACCACAAGGGUCGGUAAGAAACGACCGACGAUCAACGCGAGUUCCAACGCGGAUCGUCUUAUGGCUUCCAAUCUCCUGGCAGUGAUUCCGAUGCUGUUCAUCGCCCGUCAAAGAUGUCAGUGAACGAAACGGACGCACAAAGGUUUGGAAAAUCUGUUAUAUACAAUAUAUUGAAAUCGUAUAUAAGAAAAAAUGUCAGACGCGUUGAAGCGCUUCAUUUCGUGACGAAGAAGUAUCAGUUUCCUGGAGCGGCUUAUCUCAAAACAUACGUUUAAUCGUGGAAGUAAAACGAAUUCGAGCGUGAAUGAUUAAAGGAUUGAAUUAAGAAACAGGCUAUGUCUGCUCCAAAUGAUACAAUAUGCAUACACGAUGUUACAAUCUAAUCUCAGAAGAUCUCAAGAUUUUUAUAGUGUCCCCAACAACUAUAAAUGUGAUACUUUAUAUCUCGUUUGUACCUACAAGUUAUCAUUCAUUUUCUAAUAAUUACGGUUCUUUUAGCAUACCAGCUCUCAAUCAAUCCUUGUCAUUCUAUAAAAUCACACAACCAAUAAAAGUAUAAGCGAAGAAUGAAACCAUUCAACGUUGGACAUAGGUGGAGAGCCAAAAAAGUCUCGGAAAUGACAGACUAAUUUUUUAAUAUCUGAUUACAGUAGUGUUUUACAUCAAGAAUGGUCAAUAUGUUGGUUGCAAGGCAAUUUUGUAUCUAUUAUAUCCCGCAUUGAUAUUUAUUACUACACAAGAUCAUGUCUGAAUGUGUUGAAUGCUUGAAUUAUUGGCAACUAAGUUCUCGCCGUUUUUUCAAAGUUAAAAGUUUAUUUUUCCAUAAAAAUGAACAAAUAAUUAAUCAAUAAUGUAUUUUCCCUUGUUGUUUACAACUUCUUCUUGAUGUUCAACAAGAUUUUCAAUACCUCGUUGAUAGAAAUCACCCGGUUUUGACUCGAAAAAUUCGUUCAACCAAGCUCUCAAUUCUGCAUCAGUAUUGAACUAUACUCCGCAUCUCUUUUUGAACUUUGCAUACUAAUUACGAGCGGUUCUUUGGUCUUUUGUGGUCUUAGAACCUUGAUUAAAAACAAAAAGAAUGAGGUGUCGAAAAUGCUCAUUUUUCUCAACUUGACAUUCCAUUUCAAUGAUCUAAAAAUUAACAUAAAUUAACUCGAACAAAAAACAGAUUCCGGUAGAACAAAACAUCCUCUUUCGAACGAUUUGAAACACUAUGCCAAAAACAUUGCAGAAUGUUAAAAUUAAUAAAAACGGCGGGAACUUAGUUGCCAACCUAAUAGAUUGCUAUAUAUUUUUAAGAAAAAUGGUCAAUCACACAUAUAUACAUUAAAGUUGGCCACCCCUGAUGUAUAUCACUAGUAUGAACAAAUAUAAAAAAAUUAAUCCUUGUAAUUUCGAGCACUUUUUGAACUCCGAAUUCAGAAUAUGGAAUCAACAGUUCGACGAGGAA